This is a messenger RNA of Protopterus annectens (West African lungfish), 2182 nucleotides long. It is a transcript of the gene TMEM178A, whose product is annotated as transmembrane protein 178A. NCBI's taxonomy places the organism in Eukaryota, Metazoa, Chordata, Ceratodontiformes, Protopteridae. Gene Ontology annotation, cellular component: endoplasmic reticulum membrane. Bases 324 to 1262 code for a protein of 312 amino acids. Gene Ontology annotation, biological process: regulation of cytosolic calcium ion concentration; negative regulation of osteoclast differentiation. The record is from RefSeq and is a predicted model, not a curated record. The transcript is spliced from 4 exons.
CACACCAAGUCAGCCGACGCUCAGCUGCUACACCACUGUGUAACAACACCGACAGGCAAGCAGGAGGGGCGGCUGCAAGGAACAGAAGGUGCAGCACCAUUGUCUGACCAAUUUAGCAUCACCGUCGAAGUCGCCUCGGACAAACGACAAAUGCGAUCACAUCAUCUAAGUCCGUUCCAAAGAAACAUUUGCCAUUUGUUGACAGCAUAUUGUACAAGUACAGAAGGCUGCACAAGGACAAGGUGCCAGCCAUUACGUUGCUCGAGCUGUUGGGGCAAAACAAUGCAAUCCAAGCAGUGCAUCCUCGAUGACUGACGGAAGACAUGGAAACACGGCGGGGCAUCAUUACUGCUGUUAGCCUGUGCCUGAGCCUGGGCUCUCUGGGACUGCUGAUCACAGCAAUUUUUUCGGACCACUGGUACGAAACUGACACCAGGGCACAUAAGGAAAGGUGCGAGAGCCAGGGGGGCAGUAGCGAUUCCAAUGACCAGAAGCACCGGCUCAUGCCAAUGUACCGGUUACUACCUGUGCGCCAGCGCAGGGACACCUCCACCAGGGAGCUUCUGCUGCACAUGGGCUUACAGCAGAGCCCACUGCUCCCGAUCGGGGCCGGGGAGGACGACAUCCUAGACCACUGGAGGGCCAUCCUAGGGCUGGGAGUGCUCGAGUCAAAGUGUGGCCGACCUCUUUAUUCUACCUAUGCCGGACUCUGGAAGAAGUGCUAUUUCUUAGGAAUAGACAGAGAUAUUGAUCAUUUAAUAUCUAAAGGCAUUGCUCAGAAAUGCACAUCUGUUAAGUACCACUUUUCACAGCCAAUUCGCCUAAGAAACAUUCCUUUCAAUUUAACAAAAACAAUCCAACAGGAUGAAUGGCACCUGUUACAUUUGCGAAGAAUCACAGCAGGAUUCCUAGGCAUGGCAGCUGCUGUCCUUCUCUGUGGCUCUAUUGUGGCUGCAGUUAGUUUCUUCUGGGAAGAAAGCCUCACACAACAUGUAGCUGGACUGCUGUUUCUCAUGACAGGAAUAUUUUGCACUAUUUCUCUUUGCACAUAUGCAGCAAGCAUAUCAUAUGAUCUCAACCGGCAACCUCAGUUCAUUUAUGGUCUUCCAAAGGAUGUGAAGCAUGGUUACAGCUGGUCGAUAUUCUGUGCCUGGGGUAGUUUAGGUUUAACCAUGGUAGCAGGAUGCCUCUGCACGACGUACCCUUUACUCAGCAGGACAAAGAUCACAAGCUCUAAAUCACCCAGAAAUGCUUCAGUAUGAAUAAUUUAAUGUUAAAAUAUAUAUGACAUGGCUCUCCUUGACCAUCUUUGUGACUGCCUGUCAUUUUUCAAAAAAAUGCUCCUUUACCACUAAUUAAGUCAAAUGAUGAAGCACAAAAUAUGUUUUCUUCAACAUUGUGGCACAAGCUAAAAGGAGCCAUUCCGAGGGUCAGUGAACUCAGGACUGACUUCAUGUUGUAACUGCCAGCUUUUAAAAGCUGCUUGCUUUGCUAAAUGUUUUGUAACAUAAGGAGGAAACUAAAGUAUUGACAAAAAAACAGAUUUUGAGAAGUUGCCAAAUUCUGUGUAUAUAGAUCAAGUUGAUGCCUAAAUCUUGCUGUAUAGCAGUUUCCUAUAGUCAGCCAAGAAGUAUGAUUUGUCCUAUUUAAACUUAAGAGCAAUAUGGGUCAUCUAACAGAGGCAGCAGUUCCGUAAACAUUUUUUUCUCAGCACAAAACAGCUUAUCAGAAUUGUGGCUUCUGGAGUUUCUGUAGUCUUUCUGAUUAAGUAUGCAGCCUGAACUGAUUCCAGGAUCGGAACACAGCUAUGUAAUGGCCUUUGGUGUGCUAGAUUUGUGUCUUUUUCCUUACAUAUGCCAUCUGCUGCCUGAACUUUGGAAACAAUGCUGUGAAACUUCAUUUUCAAUAUUUUUUUGUCAGGAAAUCUUGAACUUUUGUGCCUGACAACAGUAAAACGUAUGCUAAACUGGCAACAUCAGUGUUUUUUUGUAUAUUCCAAGUGCAUUCUUUUGUUAACUCUUUCAUGCAGUAUUAUGCAAUUCCUGUAUGUCCAUUAUGUGUGAGCAUUUUUGUAAGCAGCAUAAACAGUAUUAGUAACAUUUGUGUUAAAAUAACACAUUUGUUGUGUCUGACUUACAAUAUACAUGUGAACAUGAUAUAAAUAAAGACACACCAGACUGGA